Trypanosoma brucei brucei TREU927 is the source of this 1092-nucleotide messenger RNA. RefSeq lists its product as hypothetical. The record is from RefSeq and is a predicted model, not a curated record. Gene Ontology annotation, molecular function: protein binding. The transcript has a single exon. NCBI's taxonomy places the organism in Eukaryota, Euglenozoa, Kinetoplastea, Trypanosomatida, Trypanosomatidae. Bases 1 to 1092 code for a protein of 363 amino acids.
AUGCAAGGCGCCAAUUUAAAAGUGCUCCCCUCCACGCGUGCAGCCGCCAAGGAGUUGGUGGACCCACUCGACAUCACCAAUGUUGGCUGGUCAACACUGGAGCCAAAGUUUGACGAGUUGAUGCAGUUAAUGGAUGCGCCAUCUAGUGGCAUCAACGCUCUUGCAGCCAGGUCGGCGCAUCGCGAAAAGGUGGGUGCGGUCAUUGAGCAGCUGCUGACGCGCGCACAGGAUGAAAGCAGACGGUUGCUUGUGGAGGGAAACGGAGAGGCAGCAGCGGAGGCAGGCGUGAAAACGCUUCGCUUGAAGGAGAGGUUCUAUGGAAAGGGAAGCGUAAAGCUUGUGCCAGCGCACUUCCAUCUUGCUCGAACGAACCAGUUUUUGAAACGUUACGGGAAUGCGGAGGAAAUAUUAUCCCUUGCGCACUUUAUUAUCCUUCAGAAUCCAGAUGAAGCAGAUGCGACCAUAAAAGCGGAACUCCACCAGACAUUUGGACUACUGUAUGCCGCGGACAAUAAACUAGAUGUUUCUGUUAAGCACCUAACCUGCGCCACGUAUUAUCUAAGUGUAAUGAAUGGCCCAGAGCAUGUACUGACAACCUUUGCUUAUUUUGACUUGGCCAAUGUUUUUGCCACCAAGGCGUGCAUGGAGGCGGCGAUGGCACUUUACGAUACGGUGAAAAACAUCUGGCUGAAACACUUACGUCGAGUACUCAAAGACAUUGUUGAUGAAACGAUGGCAGCUAAGCUCGUUAAGCGUUAUGACGAUGAUGAAGUCACACAUGAGGUCGGCCACGCCUCAGCACGGGCAUUUGGAAAGGAAAAUCUCGCCGAUGUAUCCAAAAUGUUGUUUGGUAUUUUUAGCAUUCAGAAAGAGCGCCUCACCAUCUCACAUCCAACGACAGCACGAGCGCAAUUUUUACUGGGUUUGUAUCUUUUGUGGGUGAAUAAAAACGAUGAGGCAGCAGAACACCUUCUUUCAGCUCGCACAACAUCACAGAAAUUUUAUGGUGAAAGACAUCCAAUUGUGCAGGACAUCGAGGACUGGUGUAUUUGGUUUGAGAUACCCUUCAGAGGUGUUGCCGCGGAGCAGUAG